UUGAACAACUUUGUUUGAUAUCCACCCACUCAUAAUGAGAAGCCCCAAUUGUUAGGAACUUACCCCACGCGCUACAGCUCUCAAACUUGUAUAUGAUCCCUCCUGCACUAGUGAGUUGAGAAUUGCCAGUCUCUCUUGUUUACCACUGCAUAUUCUUGAAUCGCAGAGCUUCGUGGUUUGUCAUUCAGACUCGACCACAGGACCAAUGGCCUUGGUUACAACUGCUGAAGUUUGUGAUGCAAACUCACAACUAAUUAUAAGCGGUGAGCUUCGUGCACUCCAGCCAAUUUUUCAAAUAUAUGGCCGUCGCCCAGUCUUCUCUGGACCGAUAGUUACCCUCAAGGUAUUCGAAGACAAUGUUUUGGUUCGUCAGUUUCUUGAGGAGAAGGGUAAUGGCAGAGUUCUUGUUGUAGAUGGGGGUGGAAGUUUGCGGUGUGCAAUAUUGGGCGGCAAUCCUGUCGUCCAAGCUCAGAAUAAUGGAUGGGCAGGAAUAGUUGUGAACGGCUGUAUCAGGGAUGUUGAUGAGAUCAAUGGCUGUGACAUUGGGGUGAGGGCUCUGGCCUCGCAUCCAAUGAAAGCAAAUAAGAAAGGUAUGGGAGAGAAGAACGUUCCAGUUACCUUUGCUGGGACAAGGAUCUGUGAUGGGGAAUGGCUUUAUGCAGACACAGAUGGUAUUCUGAUUUCCCCAACUGAGUUAUCUGUCUAAAGCAUAUUCUGUUUGAAAGACAGUGCUUGCAGGAUGAUAUUUCUGUUAGGUAAGUUCUGCUGUAUUACAAGUUUCCGUAUCGCUGCCCCUGAACUUUUGAGGAAACUGUACUGGGCUCAACCAACGUUCAUCAAAGUAUGUUGUAUGUUUGCCCAAUUCAUUUGCAAUUUCAGGUUCUAUGCAAUUGAUAACGAAAUAAACUUUAAAACUCGUCUCUAAUGAUAAGUGUAUGGUGACACACUUUGCAAUGUUGUUCUUUUACUUGUAUGUUUUCCAGCUCUAAACAUCAUUUUAACCUUUUUUUUUUCA
Molecule: messenger RNA, 1015 nt
Organism: Alnus glutinosa
Lineage: Eukaryota; Viridiplantae; Streptophyta; Magnoliopsida; Fagales; Betulaceae
Product: putative 4-hydroxy-4-methyl-2-oxoglutarate aldolase 2
Exons: 2
Coding region: 206-706 (166 amino acids)
Biological process (GO): regulation of RNA metabolic process
Molecular function (GO): ribonuclease inhibitor activity
Source: RefSeq, a predicted model, not a curated record